AUGUGUAACUGGGUAUAUAUUCCUAUGUUGUGAAAUGUGCUUGAAAACAGGACCAUGUGUGCCCCCAAUUAAGCAAGGGACAAGCCAACAAGCAUGACAGCAUUCCUCUGUCUAACACCACAGACCCUGACACAUGGGUGUGAAAAUGUUUGAGGGUAACCUACAUUGCUGCAGGUUUUUUUUUUUUUUUUUGGGGGGGGGGCAUAUUUGCAUAUUACAGUUUCUCUAUUUGGGCUAAUUAUCAAUGUAUACUUGUGGUAUUUUGAAAAGCAGGUUGUAGGGACGAUGUCCUCUGAGUCCCAGGGCCUGCAUUUCCCAUCUGUAAGCAGCAGCAGCAGCAGCAGCUCACCGAUUCCUUCUCCAGGCGACCCUCAGUCCUUCGACCAUCUAGGGUUGCCCUGCAUUCAGAUGCCAGAAUCACAGUGUCACCAGAGCAAUGUUGGAGAAGGGUUUGCACCGUACUCCCAAAGAGAAAGUGUUCCCUACAGGCAGAAGAGUGCUGAGCGCUGUCGUAGACACAGUGUAGAUGGAAGCCCUGUUGGACAAGAAUCUGGCCUAAUGGAGAACAAUCACUACCAUCCAUACAGGCGUCAGUUCAGCGAAGGAGCCAUCAGUGAGGUUCAAACCUUCAGUUGUUUUAGAAGAGCUGGAUUGGUUGGAAAACUCACCACAACUGAUGGAAUGGAAGAACAAUCCUCUUGGACUCCACUGAACACUGAUGUGGAGACCACCAGUGUCAUGGGAACUCAACAACCCUACAAUGAGCCUCAGAUGAGCUCUGAAGAACCUCCCAGCUACACGUCAGUGAACCAUCAGACAUACAGUCCCAUCAGUCCUCAACAACAUCAGUUUUACUCUUCAAGAGGAAUAGACACUGUUUCACAUUACUAUAACCAAAGCCUCUCAUCAAAAACAUCUCAAGACAAUUCUGUCCAGACACUCUUCCCUAAACCUGUCUACUCUUACAGUAUUCUCAUCUUCCUGGCUCUGAGGAAUAGCAAAACAGGCAGUCUACCAGUAAGUGAGAUCUACAGCUUCAUGACAGAGCAUUUCCCCUACUUUAAGACAGCACCUGAUGGCUGGAAGAAUUCUGUCAGACACAACCUCUCUUUGAACAAAUGCUUUGAGAAAGUGGAGAACAAGAAUGGGAACUCUUCUCGAAAGGGCUGCCUGUGGGCUCUGAACCCAGCGAAGGUAGAAAAGAUGCAGGAGGAACUUCACAAGUGGAGACGUAAAGAUCCCCUGACUGUCCGGAGGAGCAUGGCCCGACCAGAGGAACUGGAACGUCUUCUUGGGGAGAGACCUGAAAAAUUGAAGUCUCUUGGAGCUCACUUUAGUCUACCAAGCAGCCAUACACAUUCUCAACCUUUAAGAGUUGCCAUGCAUCCAGCCUACAGCCACCAACCUGUCCAUGACACAAGCUUCCCGCAUCAGCAGUCUCUCUACAACCUUUUACCCUCUCAAACUGUCAUCCCACCUCCCCCCUACUUAUCCCCUGGUCCUUUAUCUUUCUCAUACUACCCCCCUGUCACCCAUCAGCCCAGUGCCGGACAUCCCUCCAGUCCCAGGACAGGCUGCUUGGAUUCCCCCUUACCAGCACACACCCCACCGAGCUACAGCACCGCCCUGCAGGCUGGUCACAGCGCUACAGCAAGCAUGCAGGAGCUUCUGCUGGAUGGAGAAACCAGUAAUGAUGUCGAUGCAUUAAAUCCCAGCCUCACAGAUCUACAAAUACAUGGGAAUCUUUGGGAGGAGCUAAGGAACGACAGCCUCGCUCCGGAUACUCUGGUAGUCAUGGACGGUCUUAAUCAAAACCGGGAUAGUGUGGGGGUCUGUGGGGGUUUAGCAGAGACUGAUGCUGGGAUGCAAGGCAGUAUUUCUGAGCUUUAUCUCAGCGGGCUCUACACAACCCCUAUUCCUCUGCUUUGAGAAAAACUAAAAACAAAUAAACCCGGCGUCAUCUUUGCUGUUCAAAAUAGAAAAAAAGUUAAUAUUUUUGAAUGCCUAAAAGUAUGAUUUCUGUGCUAAAUGGUGUGUUUGAGUUAUACAAAUGACGUUAAUUUGAAUGUUUUUAUUGCUUAAAUGCAGUAUAAAUGUCAAAUCCCACUAAACCAGUUUUUCUACACUGAAAAAUUCAGUCUAGAAAUUAUUUUUACUUCGAAAUUGCUAGGACAUUUCACAAUUAGUUAGCGACAAAGCAGGUAACAAUUUAGUAGAAAAACUAACAUACUCCAGUAAUCUUUAUUUUAGUUACAACCUUUUUGACUCAGA
This is a messenger RNA of Carassius auratus (goldfish), 2271 nucleotides long. Its product is annotated as forkhead box protein N1. The transcript has 8 exons. NCBI's taxonomy places the organism in Eukaryota, Metazoa, Chordata, Actinopteri, Cypriniformes, Cyprinidae. Gene Ontology annotation, biological process: regulation of transcription by RNA polymerase II. Bases 286 to 1929 code for a protein of 547 amino acids. The record is from RefSeq and is a predicted model, not a curated record. Gene Ontology annotation, molecular function: transcription cis-regulatory region binding; DNA-binding transcription factor activity, RNA polymerase II-specific.